Messenger RNA from Fundulus heteroclitus (mummichog), 3191 nucleotides. It is a transcript of the gene ascc2, whose product is annotated as activating signal cointegrator 1 complex subunit 2. Gene Ontology annotation, molecular function: ubiquitin binding. Gene Ontology annotation, biological process: regulation of DNA-templated transcription. NCBI's taxonomy places the organism in Eukaryota, Metazoa, Chordata, Actinopteri, Cyprinodontiformes, Fundulidae. The transcript has 19 exons. The record is from RefSeq and is a predicted model, not a curated record. The coding region runs from base 170 to 2485 and encodes 771 amino acids.
CUUAACGCCGAAGAAGACACGGCAGGCGUCAGUUCCUGGUUAGCGCAGAUGUCCACAAGACGUCUGGAAAGAGAAACUGGUGAAAACCGAGUCGGACUGCGAUGAGAUGGCUUGACGGAGCCGCAGGGCGUCGUGUUCAGAGCUCAGAGUAAAAGUCUGAGGAGCAGCCAUGGCCUGCGCUCGAGUGCCGCUGGACGAGCAACAGGUGACCGAGCCCGGCCCGUCAGGAAAGGAGCGCACUCUGCCGGCGCUGCACCCCGACAGAAAGGAGGAGCGCUGCUUCGUGCCUUAUACACCUCCGCCGGAGAACGGCUCACCUGCUGAGGUGGAGGAGUUUUUGGAGCGUGCCAAAUUUAUAGCCGAGGAUCUGGAGUGGCUGCUGGCACUGCCUCACGACAAGUUCUGGUGUCAGGUGGUGUUUGACGAGUCCCUGCAGAGGUGUCUCGACUCGUACCUGCACCAGGCUCCCCGCGGCCUUGACCUCGCCCCGCUGCCUCUGUCGCCAGCCGUGGCAGAUGUGCAGCGUGCCGUCCACAGGGCGGUUUUCCUCACCUUCCUCCGGAUGGCCACGCAUAAAGAAUCCAAGGAUCACUUCUUCACCCCGGCCGUGUUUGGGGAGAUUAUCUACGACAACUUCCUGUUUGACAUUCCCAAAAUUCUGGAUUUGUGUGUCCUCUUUGGAAAGGGCAACAGCCAGCUGCUGCAUAAAAUGAUAGAGAACAUUUUCACUCAGCAGCCAGCCUACUACAACGACCUGGAUGAGACGCUCCCCACAAUAUUACAGGUGUUUGACACGAUCCUCAACAAAUGCGGUCUGCGGUGUGAAGGAGCCGCGGCCAUGGAGCCGAUGAAGCUGAAUGCACAGAAGCAGCCCACUGCCAUGAGCAUGAACCUGGAGGAGCUUGCAGAUAUAAUUUUGUACCUGUGCGACUCGACCACCACCAUCCAUGCCUUCCUGGACACCUUCCCUGCCGCCUGCUCCAGCUUCCACUCCCACGGUUUCCUCAGCAGACUGCCGUCGUUCUACGAGGCUGUCGUCCCGGACUUUGAGAAAGCCAUCAGGAGGAGGAACUUUGACGAUAAAAGCCUGCAGGAAGACUUGUGGACGAGGCUGAGCCACUCCUGCCGGAAGGUGGUGGAGACUACUCACCUGUUGCUGCACCACACCUGCCUGCAGCCCAUCCUGGAGGGCCAAGAAAACAUGCACACGUUUGCAGAGGAACUUCUGCAAUAUUUCACAUCUUUUUUACCUGAGAAAAGGUUUUUGGUCGACUACGACGAGCAGUUUCCCCUCGCAGACGACAUCAGCCUCCUCCAACAAGCUCUGCCUGUCAUCGAUGAGACGAGGACGUCUUAUUUGCUCCAGGGGGUUGAAAGCGCCUGGGACAGCACGGGGCGACGGAGACCGCAGGGCCACCUUCAGAGCGCAGCAGCUUCCUCGUUGUCGGCCAAUCAGGGAGCAGCAGGCGGCGCGGCUGCCUCCUCAGACGGCUUCAGGCCUCAGCAGGUCGACGAGUCGAGGGGAGAAUCAGGAGAGCUGAGGGGGGCAGAGGCCAUGAUCAACGUCCCGCAGAGAGGGAACAACGGCGCGGUGUGUCCUGUGAGCGGCCCGGAGCUGGAGUCGCUCCUGUCCUGCAUCAGGGAUCUGCUUCCUGACCUGGGGGAAGGCUUCCUGUUGGCGUGUCUGCAGGAAUACGGCUACAACUCUGAGCUGGUCAUCAACAACAUCCUGGAGGACCGCCUGGCCCCCAACCUGGAGAAGCUGGACCGCACCAUGCCCAGACCAGUGAAGGAGGAGCUUCCUGCUGUUCUGAACAGCCGGUCCAACGUCUUCGACGACGACGAGUUUGACGUCUUCCGCAGGGAUCAGGUGGACAUGUCCCGCAUCUGGAAGGGCCGCAGGAAAGGCGAGGACCCCAGAGAGUUGCUGAACGACAAGCAGCACAUAGAGGAGCAGCGAGCUCGUUAUCGCACCUAUGAGACGGUGGUGGACGAAGUCGUGGUUGAAGCUGGGGAGCCCGCCGGCGACGCCUACGACCUGGACGCCUACGACGACGAGUACGACGACACCUACGACAUGAACCAGGUCGGCGCCAACGACCUGGACGGAGACAGCUUACUGAGCAGGAGACCUUUCACCGUCCCACAGGUACUGAGAAAAGGAACCAAAGCAGAGGUAGAGGAGGAGCAGGAAGAAGAUGAAGACGAAGAUGCUUCACAGAACCAGGUAAACCGGGACCAGUUCGUUCAGGACCCGGCUCUGCUGAGAGAGAGGGCCGAAGCGAGACGAGCCGCCAUGCAGCAGAAGAAGGGCGUUCGCCCUGAGCGCGCCGGUAACGUUGUGGGGCGACCCAAAGGCCAAGGCCAAACUCUGGAGACGUUCCUGGACCGACGCAAGAAGGAGGCCAACAAGAACCGCGUGGGGAACCACAACCGGCGCUCCAUGGCGGACCGCAAGAGGAACAAAGGGAUGAUUCCCUCCUGACCCCAACGACGGUCCUGGAGACGAGACGGACUGUGCGAUUCUGCUCAGACGCUGGUGGCGAGCCGCCCAGAAGGAAGCCGCGGGUUUUUUUGGUCGUUGGUUAACGAUUUAAUUUGUUUUCAAAACUCAUCUUUGACGUUUUUAGGCUUUGCGUUGAAAUAUUUUGAGGCGACCCAUAAGAUUUCCUUUCUUAGCGCGUUAAUGUGCUCCGAGUGCGAGACGGCGACAGAUUAGACUCGUCUUAUUUUUGAUUAUUGCCGAGUAACAAAUCCAUUUUAUUUUGACAUCACGGUGCAAAGAUGGAAACAGACAAAAGACGAAGGGUUUGGAAGAGGCGGCAGCUUCCUCUUCAUCUGGAAGAACCGCAACCAAAGGAUGGAGCGUGGACCCGAGCAGCCGGCGGAGCGGCUCCUCCAGUGCACCCUGAGCCCGGUCAGGGCCUCACGUCCAGUUCUGCUCACCAACAACACGACUCCAUGACGGUCUCUGGAAGCACGGCGGAAAGGAGGGAGAUCCUGCGUCGUGUUGCCACACAGAAAAACUCUUUUCUACACAGAGAGCCCGUCUAUAUGUCAGCAGUUUUGUAACAAAGCAAAUAAUUAAUAUUUUGGAAGGUGACAUAACAAAAAAAAAAGCUGAUAAUAAAUAAUGCAAUGUUUUAACAUCCUUCCAGUUUGAGUCAUCUAUCACAAAAUGCAUAGUUAAG